AUGGCUCGCGGGUCCAGCGAACGUGGAGACGAGCGUACUCCCACUUCUGGACCUGCUGCCGUUGCCCCGGCCCAGGAGUCGCCGGCAACGCCUCGGGCCAUGUCCUUAGACCUUUCAAAUCGAAGAUCCCUGGCGUCCAGCGCCGGCUCGUCUUCGCCUCCGCAGGACUCGCUGCCCACUUUCCACAAUUCGCUGGCUUUCUCUCCCAUGUCUCAUGGCGGCUACGGCACCAAGACGGCUACGGGAAACCUGCGGAUAUUCAAUUGCAAACACUGCCAGAGAGCGUUCACUCGAGAAGAGCAUCUCACAAGGCACAUUUUGCUGACCCACAAUAAGCUCAAGCCGUACAUCUGUGGCAUUUGCCUGAGGCCCUUCUCCAGAAGAGACUUGCUUCUACGGCACGCAAAGAACUUGCACCAGGGUUCCGAGGUGGCGGUUCUGCGCAUCAGGAAGAGCUGCAAGAAGAGUCCUGAUGAUGAAGAGGAGAGGAAAGGUUCGUCCAAAGACGGCAGAAUGAAGAUGUCUGUCAACAUGUUGGUAUCGUGA
Candidozyma auris is the source of this 546-nucleotide messenger RNA. It is a transcript of the gene TRY4, whose product is annotated as Try4p. The transcript has a single exon. Lineage: Eukaryota; Fungi; Ascomycota; Pichiomycetes; Serinales; Metschnikowiaceae. Gene Ontology annotation, molecular function: RNA polymerase II cis-regulatory region sequence-specific DNA binding; DNA-binding transcription factor activity, RNA polymerase II-specific. Gene Ontology annotation, cellular component: chromatin. The record is from RefSeq and is a predicted model, not a curated record. Bases 1 to 546 code for a protein of 181 amino acids. Gene Ontology annotation, biological process: regulation of transcription by RNA polymerase II.